UUUGCUGAGACAAAAAACAACUAUCUCAUCAAAUCCAGCACUGAUUAUGCGGAUCCGUUUCGGGUCCAGUGGCGGAACCUGACCUACACUGCGACCCAACACUCGGGCGUUAAAAAAGUAAUCCUCAACGAAGUGAACGGCCAUUUCAUGAGCGGUCAGAUCACCGGUAUUAUGGGUCCGUCCGGUUGCGGCAAAUCUACAUUAUUGGGCUGUAUUGCCGGCAUUAAGACCAAGGGCCUUUCCGGAUCUAUCACUAUUUCCACCGACAUCAGGGUAAAGUUUGCGUUUAUAAUACAGGAAAACUAUGUCCUCCAGAGGCUGACAGUGAGAGAGUCGCUGAUGUUUGCAUCGAAGCUGAAGAACGACCCGGUGUGCGAUCACAAGGGUAUUGUGGCCGACGUUAUCGCCAAACUAAACAUCCAGAGGUGUGCCGACAACCGGCCCGACAGGUGUUCGGGCGGACAAUUGAAACGAGUGCUGAUCGCACUGGAACUGGUGUCCAGACCCAACAUCUUGAUACUAGACGAGCCCACCACUGGCCUCGACUCAGUCACUACAUGGCAAUUGAUUACUACACUCAUUGAGCUGACCCAACAGCCGGAACCGGUGGCUGUUGUGCUGACUAUACAUCAGCCGUCGGCGCGACUCUUCAAUCUGUUUGACACAAUAUAUCUGCUCUCAGCCGACGGUCAGUGCAUUUACAACGGAUCGCCCGGAAAGAUGAGGUAUACGUUCAGUGAGUGCGGACUCAAUUGUCCCACAUUUACCAAUCCCUCAGACUUUGGUCUGGAGGUGGCGUCCAAAGAGCACGGCGUCGACCGACUCGUCACUCUCGCGGCGAUUGUCACCAACGAAGCAAAACAAAUGCCCACAAAUAAGUACCGCAUCCGUAUUGAACGCGAAUUUAACACAAAGAGAUGUGUCUACUAUUUGACCAUAAGAUCCUUUCUGUCGAUGAUUAGGGACCCGUUUAUGCUUCCGAUGCGGUUCUUUGGCUAUAUUUUAGUCGCUUUUUUGAUUAGUUUAUUGUUUGGUAGGGAUAGCGGAGUGCUGUCCGGCUGUCCUCAAGAGCUCAACUUCAGAGAUAACGGGAAUAUCAUUGAAUACAUUAUGUCUCGAUCGGCCGAUCUGUUUGAAAACUGCUGCGGACUGGCCUUUAUCUGCCUGUUUGGGUGGUUUGGGGGCAUAUUUCCAGAAUACGGAAACGGAUAUUAUUCUUGUUUCUCAUACUUUGCAUCCAAAGUGUUAAGUGAUAUCCCAUUCACACUAUUGUUACCACAUUUGGCUUCAGUUCCGGUAUAUUUAUGGACCGGACAAUACAUGGCCGACGUCUGGCGUCUCUAUAACUUUAUCUUUAUAUUUAUGUUAAUCACAUUCAACUCGAGUGCACUCGGCUUUCUAAUCGGUGCCUCCCUAUCCAACCACCCUGGUGCUAUCGCAUUUAUCGGUAUGCUUUCUCUGGUGCCUCUAAUACUAUUAUCAGGAAUAUUGAUAAAACUGAAUGCAAUGCCAUUUGCAUUCCAAGCGCUAUCGUAUCUGAAUUACAUUAGGUUUGGUUUGGCCGCUGUUCUCAUCAAUAGCUACGGCUUUAAUCGAUGCGAAGCGGAGGUCGUGUCGGCCAACCAUACCAUCAACAUUAUGGAUGAGAUUCCGGCCGACAAACUGAUGGCCAUCUAUACCAUUUUGGGCUAUAAAUGGGCGGACACUUCGACCGCCGGCGCGACCAUAAACUGUCUGCCAAAUGAGAUACUAAUGAAAAUUUGCCACAAAUUGGACUUUCAAUCAAAACUGAGGGCACAGUUAGUGUGCAAACGAUGGUAUCGUCUCAUUGAACACACAUUUGCGGUCAAAACAAGUCUAUUGAUUGAAGACACCGAAAGCCGACUACACGGCCGACGUUACGGCGAUUACAAGCCUUACGGUCUGGACAUAAACGGCGGCCACCAGUCAAUCGUCUCAUUGAGUCCAUUCCUAGCCACCAAUACAAUCACACGAUCUGAUUUCCAGCGCCUACUGACCAUGGUGGUGGCAAAGUUUCCCAAUUUAAACACACUGUACGUGUGUCUCAUGAAAUGUCAUAUCAAUCGGCGACUCUUGCGGACAGUGACCGCCAGCUGUGACCGAGAUCUGCAACAGUUGUCAAUCGUUUGCUGCGAUAAGAAGAUCACUGUCACCGAACAGGAAGUGCUUGCGAUGACCGUAAAGUAUCCCAAUCUUCGUGUCUUUCAAUUCGAGUCAUUCUAUGUGUUGAUCAAAGAGAAGACAAUCAAAGAGUUGCUGAAGAAUUUGCCAAAACUCGAGGUCUUUAUUUUGAUGAGCCUUUUGUCGAAUAGUGAACAACACAUAGACGUCGAGACAUACAAAGGAAAAGUGUUUAAAUACAUGAAUAGCGGUAUUCAAGUAAUCAAAACUCCGGGCUAUUUGUUCAACGAUAACGCCAUACAAUGUUUGGCUCACAAACAGCCCAAUCAUAUGAAAACGUUGCGAGUGUUUGACAUAAUGGCGCUGAAGUCCAUGUCUUUGAUCGCCGAUCGCUUCCAAUCGCUUCGAUGUCUGUAUUGUUCGUCAUUCUCGCCAAAUGUCACUUCGGAUCAAAUGCGGCGCUUCUUUGGCGACAUCUCCCGCUUGGAUCAGUUGGAAAAACUACAUCUUCUCAUAGAUCACGAUCAGCCCAUCAUUGGUUACCCGGAGAUCAAACCGCUGAAGGCGUGUCUGAAGUUGCGAUCGCUUCGCAUAGAGUCUACGGCACUGACCGUCGACUGUGUCGAAGGGAUCGCCCGAUUUGUACCCCAACUCCAGAAACUAGAGUUAACUUAUGUUAGAUUUCCGGCCGCACCGGCACUUUGUAUGGCACCCAUCGAGACAUUAAAGCGAUUGUCGUAUCUGAAAGUGUCCACAACUCCUGAGUUGAGCGAUGAUCUGCUGAUAAAACUUGUUAAGAGUUGUCCACAACUUACUCGUGUAGAUGUCUCGCGUUGCGAAGACAUCACCACUGGAUCCAUUGCGGCGUUCGUUCAGUUGGCCACCCAAUGGCCUAACAAUAGCUAUAGUUUUUUGAGUCAAUCGGAAGGAACUUCUUUCCACGUGUUGUGUUCAGUCAUUGAAGGCUCGGAUCCGCUAUUCUUCGAGUGGACACAAAACGGACACCAAAUUAAGUCGAGUUAG
Messenger RNA from Medioppia subpectinata, 3165 nucleotides. The record is from the annotation of a GenBank genome assembly. NCBI's taxonomy places the organism in Eukaryota, Metazoa, Arthropoda, Arachnida, Sarcoptiformes, Oppiidae.